CUCCCAUUUCCUGCGACAAGUCAAUAUUUUGUUUCCCUACACUUCACCCUGCGCUUCGGCACGCUUUUGAAUUUCUAUCCUUUGGGUUCUCCGUUGGGCUGUCUUUUUAUAUCAGAUGUACAAUAUUCAACUCUCUUGUCAAUUGACGCAGACAUGGCCCGCGACCACUACAACCAGCAGGCGCUGGGUAAGCCGUUGAAUAAUGAUGUCAAGCAGGCACGAAUUCUGAUGGUAGGAGCCGGUGGCAUCGGCUGCGAGCUUCUCAAGAACCUACUUCUCACCGGUUAUGGCGAAAUACACAUCGUGGACCUUGAUACCAUCGACCUCAGCAACCUGAACCGCCAGUUUCUCUUCCGUCAUGAGCACAUCAAAAAGUCCAAGGCUCUGGUUGCGAAGGAAGUUGCGCAAAGGUUUAAUCCAGCAGUCAAACUCGAAUCAUACCACACCAAUAUCAAAGAUGCCCAGUUCAACAUCGACUGGUUCAAAACCUUUACUAUCGUCUUCAAUGCGCUCGAUAACCUCGAUGCCCGCCGCCAUGUUAACAAAAUGUGCCUUGCGGCUGACGUACCGCUGAUCGAGAGUGGAACGACGGGUUUCAAUGGUCAAGUGCAGGUCAUCAAAAAGGGAAUCACCGCAUGUUACGACUGCACCACGAAAGUUACACCCAAGAGCUAUCCAGUAUGCACAAUCAGGAGUACACCCAGUCAGCCGAUACACUGCAUUGUAUGGGGCAAGAGCUACCUGUUGAGCGAGGUGUUUGGGGCCACGGAGAUAGACGCCGAUGGGAUGGACCAUUCACAGGACUCGGAGAACGCGAAGGAGAUCGAGAAACUACGACAGGAAGCGCAGGCCUUGAAAAAUAUUAGAGAUUCCAUGGGCACUGACGACUUCCCAAAACUACUCUUCAAUAAGGUAUUCAAUGAGGAUAUCACGCGCCUGCGGUCGAUGGAGGAGAUGUGGACGACAAGGAGGAAGCCAGAUCCACUAGAGUACGACACUGUGGCUGCUGCUGCCGCGCCUCUGGAGGAGUCAAAAGAAACAGUUCUUAAAAAUGAUCAGAAGCCUUGGUCUCUGGAAGAAAACUUGACUGUCUUCAAAGACAGUUUAAAUCGUCUGAGCAAACGCAUGAAGGAUCUGAAGGCCGCCUCCGAUGGAAACUCCGCAGAGCCAACAAUAAUCUUUGACAAGGAUGACGAAGAUACGCUCAACUUUGUCACCGCUACUGCGAAUAUCCGAUCCAUCAUCUUCGGGAUCGAGACCAAGUCUCGAUUUGACACCAAGCAAAUGGCAGGCAACAUUAUUCCGGCUAUUGCCACAACAAAUGCAAUUGUCGCAGGCCUCUGCGUGUUGCAAUCCUUCAAAGUCCUUCGUGGCGAUUAUUCAAGCACAAAAGAAAUCUUUCUGUCACCUUUCGCAUCCGAGCGUCUCAUGGCUUACGAGAAGACCCGAGCACCAAACCUGGACUGCCCUGUUUGUAGUGUUGCGCAAACCAGGCUCCUGGUAGACUUAUCACGAGCUACGUUGAAUGAUCUAGUAGAGGACUUCUUGCGCGUUCAGCUCGGAUAUGGCGAAGAGUUUGUGGUCAGCAAUGAAGCUGGCUUGCUCUAUGACGUGGACGAGACAGAAAACCUCGAGAAGAAACUGAGCGAGCUCGGAAUCAAGGAGGACAGCUUUCUCACAGUCAUCGACGAGGAUGAAGAGGACCCACGAGUCAACCUUGUUCUCAGCGUUCAGGGGACCGCAACGCCGACUGACGAAAAGCCAAUUAGUGCACUCCCCACGGCCGUCGAUAGCGAGCAGCCGAUUUCCAUACCCAGACGGCCACGGAUUAUUCCACCCCCAACUGAAGCCACGAAUGUUGAUGCCGGGCAUAAAGAGGCCAUCACCAACGGUGAGGCUCCUAAAGCCUCUCCUGGUCCGGUGGUAGGGACGAAGAGAGGGGCAGAUGAGCUUGGAGAAGCUGGUCCUGAAGCUAAACGUGGGAAGCUCAAAGAGACAAGCGAUGAUAUUAUCGUUUUAGACAGCGCGGACGACGGUGCCAUCAUCAUUGAUGAUGACUGAACCACACCUCAACAUUAGUGAUGAUUGAGACGUGUUCCGGAAUCUCCCAGCACAUGGCGAACCUGGCCUAUUCAUACCGCACUCAGACCUCCAUCAAGGUUGAGGGUGCAGUUAUUGGCAUACUGGUUAGCGGCUAGGAAGAACGCGGCAUCAGCAACCUCUUCGGCGGUACCGAAACGUUGCAGGGGUAUGGCGUUAUUGGUGGACUCAAAAAGGGCAGGCUCCAUGCCUGGAGAUGUAUAUUAGCCACUGGUUGUCAGAUAUACCCCGCCUGCAGGAGGAGGAUAAAUUAAGAAUUAAUGAAGAAUAAUUGCUCG
Molecule: messenger RNA, 2378 nt
Organism: Pseudogymnoascus destructans
Lineage: Eukaryota; Fungi; Ascomycota; Leotiomycetes; Thelebolales; Thelebolaceae
Gene: UBA2
Product: E1 ubiquitin-activating protein uba2
Exons: 4
Coding region: 154-2061 (635 amino acids)
Biological process (GO): protein sumoylation
Cellular component (GO): cytoplasm; SUMO activating enzyme complex
Molecular function (GO): SUMO activating enzyme activity
Source: RefSeq, a predicted model, not a curated record